GCCUGGAGACAGCGCAGGACGCUGUUGCCUGGAGACGACGGGAGGUCUUAGGCGGCUGCAGCCUCCCCGGAGUCUGUGAAAGCCAUGGCGGGACACCAGAGGGAGAAGGUGAUUCCAGAUGAGGUCCACCAGAACCAGAUCUUCCGGGAACUGUACCUCAAAGAGCUACGGACUCAGAAACUCUACACUCAGUAUCACGUGAAUCCCCUGCGCAAGGUCCACACCAUAGCAAGAAAGCCUAUGUCUUGGCAUGAUAACCUGGAGGAACCUGCAGAUGCCAGAUUUCUUAAUCUCAUUCACCAUGCACACCAAGGACCGAGAAAGAAAUACUCAGAGACCCAGACUGAAGCUCAAGAGAUUGGAUGGGACUCCGAGCCCUUGGUCAAUCCUGAACGUGACGACCACAGGCUGAACCACUUCAGGGUCUACAAUGACAUCACCUUGUACAAGGCUAAAAUGUGGAGUUUGGGGGAAGAUGAUCGCCAUAAAUAGCAUUGCUGCAGUGAAGUCAGUCCCUGUGCUGAGCGCCCACAUGUUCAUGGUCCAGGGAAAUAAAGUUGACUUUAAAGCUCAAGACUCCCUUUGCCUAUCCUGGAUCUAACCUUCCUCACGUCUGCCCAAGUCCACAGGUUCAAGACCUUACAAACCACGAUGGAAAACAGGCAAAGAUGGCAGAUCAA
Messenger RNA from Ochotona curzoniae (black-lipped pika), 680 nucleotides. It is a transcript of the gene CFAP144, whose product is annotated as family with sequence similarity 183 member A. The transcript has 4 exons. Gene Ontology annotation, cellular component: ciliary base. NCBI's taxonomy places the organism in Eukaryota, Metazoa, Chordata, Mammalia, Lagomorpha, Ochotonidae. The coding region runs from base 85 to 492 and encodes 135 amino acids. The record is from RefSeq and is a predicted model, not a curated record.